This is a messenger RNA of Manis javanica (Malayan pangolin), 2051 nucleotides long. RefSeq names its product gap junction protein beta 3 (gene GJB3). Gene Ontology annotation, cellular component: connexin complex. Gene Ontology annotation, molecular function: gap junction channel activity. The record is from RefSeq and is a predicted model, not a curated record. NCBI's taxonomy places the organism in Eukaryota, Metazoa, Chordata, Mammalia, Pholidota, Manidae. Gene Ontology annotation, biological process: cell-cell signaling.
UCCUUUCGGGGCCACGACACUUCACAGUUGAGAGUGCUUCAUGCCCCUCAUCUCAUCGGAGCCUUUGCAACAGCUCUGCCCAUGGCCACCGACGCCCCAGUUUCACACGUGAAAAAACCAGGCUCGGACAAGCGGCGAGCCGCUGCAAAGGCUGUGGCGGGAACGGUGGCGGCGGCGGAACUAGAACCCGACCCUCGGCGGCGGGCCGGCUCCUCCCCCGGCCCUCCCUCCUCCUCACCGCCCCCGGGGUGAGCCCUCCGCGCCCUCCUCGCAGCGUCUAGAGCCCCGGCUCCAGCCUCGCUCCCUCGGUUGCGAGCCUCCAGCACCCGAGGUCCCGGCCCCCCGCAUGCUGCGCCGCUGCGGGGCUGCCAGACGGGUCUCCACCUUACACUUCAGUUUUCCUGAACUCUCACCAGGUGGGUACAGCCCCCAGCACCCCCCCAACCAGAGGCACCAUGGACUGGAAGACGCUCCAGGCCCUACUGAGCGGCGUGAACAAGUACUCCACAGCAUUUGGCCGCAUCUGGCUGUCGGUGGUGUUUGUCUUCCGCGUGCUGGUGUACGUGGUGGCCGCGGAGCGCGUUUGGGGGGACGAGCAGAAGGACUUUGACUGCAACACAAGGCAGCCGGGCUGCACCAAUGUCUGCUACGACGAGUUCUUCCCUAUUUCCAACAUCCGCCUCUGGGCCCUGCAGCUCAUCUUCGUCACGUGCCCCUCGCUGCUGGUCAUCCUGCACGUGGCCUACCGUGAGGAGCGUGAGCGGCGGCACCGCCAGAAGCACGGUGACCAGUGUGCCAAGCUGUAUGAUAACGCAGGCAAGAAGCACGGCGGCCUGUGGUGGACCUACCUGUUCAGCCUCAUCUUCAAGCUCCUCAUCGAAUUCCUCUUCCUCUACCUGCUUCACACUCUCUGGCACGGCUUCAGCAUGCCACGCCUGGUGCAGUGCGCCAACGUGGCACCCUGCCCCAACGUCGUGGACUGCUACAUCGCCCGGCCCACCGAGAAGAAGGUCUUCACCUACUUCAUGGUGGGUGCCUCCGCCGUCUGCAUUGUGCUCACCAUCUGUGAGAUCUGCUACCUCAUCUUCCACCGGAUUCUGCGGGGCCUGCACAGGAGCAGGGCCCCAGGGCACAGCAGCCUCCCAGCCUCCACCUGCCGCUGCCACCACAAGCUGGUGGAGCCUGGGGAGCUGGGCCUGCUCUCCCGCCAUGACAAGCCACAUGCUUCAGCACCCAACCUGACCCCCAUUUGACCACAGGCUGGGGAGGGAUGCUGGAGCCACCAGUGGGGACAGGCAAGGAGGUAAUGUGCCGGCAGAGGGGUCCUGCAGGUGCUGGGUGCCCCCACCUUGAAUUCACAAAGCUAUCCAAUUUCAUUUUUGGCAGAUAUUGAGCGCCGGGCACUGUGCUGUUUACCUGGGUGUAGGUCACACCACAGGACCAGUGCCAGCCCUCAGGGGAGACAAACAUUAAAACAAGCAAGUUAACGACUGUAUCAAGGGGGCACAGGGGCUCAUAGCAAGGCUUCUACCUAAAAGGGGUGAUCAACAUGGCUUCCUGGAGAAAGUAUUGUUUAAGAGAGGUGAGAAGUGCUUCCUAGCAGAGGGAACGGCAGGUGGAGAGGCCAGAGACAACAAAAAGAGGGACUCACCCUGGCUUGGAUGCACAAGAAGAAAGGGAAUCUUCAUUCCCUUGGGAGAAGCCCCCAGAUUCCUGGGGUUAAGAGGAAGUACUCCCAGCAAAGAGUCUGGAGGCCUGAGAGUGUGCUUGGAAAGAGAAGGAGGAGCCUCUGGUGACACCAACCCCUCCUUGAGACACCCAGGGGUCCUCUGGGUCACCCCUGCCCUUGGGCAAGCCCUCCUCCCUCAAAUCCUACUCCCCAGGCCUCAGACAGCUUUGCUCUAAUAGUCCCCCUCACAAAUGCGCUCAGUCUGGUGCAGCCUCUCAGGCCCUGCCCCGGAACUCCCGGACUCUGGGACUCUGACUCAAGGUGUGCUGAUAGGUACACCCCCAAGGCAGUUUCCUUGAAUCAGUAAAGGCUGUGUUUUAUA